AUGUUCUUACCUGCAAGUUCUUCUUUCAUCAGUCAAGGAGUGGCCCCAGACUCCGUUCACCACUCUCGCGCUUCUGGAUCCUCCUGCAUGCCGACGUCUUGGUUCUUCUCCGACUCAACUCCGACUCACGACUUCCUUGGAGCUUGGCAACCACUAGACUCACCCAACUCCUAUGCUUUUGGACCCGACGGCUUGAGCUUGUUUCUCGACAAACCUGGAGGCAAGAUCGCCACUGAAGGGAACACCAAUAGCCGCGUCGCGGAAGGAUCCACGUUCAACUCCACGUUCACAAUCCGUUACGGCAAGGUCACGUAUGUCCUGUCUGGGCCCGACGUAGCUGGCGUGGUGACUGCGGCAAUCUUGUUAGCGGACCAAAGGGACGAGAUCGACGUUGAACUGGUCGGCGGCGACCCGAAGCAUUGGCAGACGAACGUCUUUGCGCCUGUUUCAUCCGCGGAUGAGCCGCUGUACGGCACCUUUGGUUCCGUGCAGUCGUAUCCGCGAGACACCAAGAACGUUCAAGCCACACAUUCCUACACCAUCGACUGGAGUCCAAAGCGCAUCAUCUGGAGCGUGGACGGCGUCGAGGUCCGCACUCUGACCCAAGAGGACACGAAGAAGGAUGGCUUGUUUCACUAUCCGUCUCACCCCUCCCAUCUACAGUUCGGCAUCUGGGAUGCCAGCUCACCGACGGGCACGUCGGAAUGGGCGAGGGGACCCAUCGACUGGAAUCGGGCCCCGAGCAGGAUGCGUGCAGUCUUCGAGAGCGUCCAUGUAGAGUGCCCGUACUGA
Epithele typhae is the source of this 792-nucleotide messenger RNA. Its product is annotated as glycoside hydrolase. NCBI's taxonomy places the organism in Eukaryota, Fungi, Basidiomycota, Agaricomycetes, Polyporales, Epitheliaceae. Bases 1 to 792 code for a protein of 263 amino acids. Gene Ontology annotation, biological process: carbohydrate metabolic process; fungal-type cell wall organization. The transcript is spliced from 4 exons. Gene Ontology annotation, cellular component: fungal-type cell wall. Gene Ontology annotation, molecular function: glycosyltransferase activity; hydrolase activity, hydrolyzing O-glycosyl compounds. The record is from RefSeq and is a predicted model, not a curated record.